AUGCCCAAACAUCUAUUGGUCAAAGGGGCAGUGUACCUGGCGGCACUGGCCUGGCUGAGCAGCGCGGGUAUACCGGGACUUCACAAAUGGGUGAUCCAAAAUUUCCCCAGUUGCGUGAAGAUCGUAGAGAGAAACAGGUUGCAGGACGUGACGCACUUGAGGAGGAGCUUCGGACAUAGAAAGGAAGAUAAAAAAGGAGGGACUGAAUGGAACAGGGGCCAAACGAAGAAGGGGCCAACGAAGAUCGGUCACGUGGAUAACCUUCUAUUUGACAUGAACCAGCUGCUACACAAAGCGAACGUCCAGUUUGUUAACGAUGAGCAGUAUUUUUGCAAGCUCUCCUAUUUAAUAAGCAAUGUGUUGAGGAAGUUUCACCCGCAGAAGAACAUUGUGUUCGCAAUCGAUGGCAUUUGCCCUUUUUCGAAACUGAAGCUGCAGAUUAAAAGACGAGCGAAAGGGAAGAAGCUGCGGGAUGGAGACAACUCAAAUGAUAUAACGUGUGGUAGUCCCUUCAUUCAGAAGAUAUCAACAUUUCUCCGAAACUUUGUAGCCCGUUUAGUAUCCCUUCCAAAGUAUACACAUAUAAAAGUGUACGUUUCCACUGACAAGGAGGUGGGGGAGGGGGAACUGAAACUGAUGAACUGGAUCCAGAACUACAUAGCGAGGAACCGCUCUCCACAUGAGGGGGGUAGCAGUUGUCUCGGUUCCCGCAGUGCUGCGGACGAAUCGUUCGUCAUCGUGGGGGCAGAUGCGGAUCUUCUCCUUCAGUGUCUAGCUUUGAAAGACGUGCGGAAUGUCUGCGUGUACACGUACCAGACGUUCCUCGUAGAUGUGGGGGCCUGGGAAAAGAAGAAGAAGGAGGACUACCUCGCGGGGGAGGGUCUCCCAAAUGGGGAAGCCUAUCCGAGUGGUAAGACUCAGCCAAGUGGAAAAAACGAGCCAAAUGCAAAAACCCAGCCGAGUGGAAAAACCCACCAUAUUGCGACCUCCACUCCAAAGUGGAAGAAGAAAAAAAUAAAAGUCCUCUACAAUCUGAACACAUUUACGAACCUCUUUUGGAUGAAGUAUCCAAGCGCCAUCGACCAAAUCAGACGAGACAUGCUUAUCCUGUUUAUCCUAAAAGGGAACGACUAUUUGCCCAAAAUCAGGGAAGGCAAUUUUUCGACCUUCUUUGAGGCCUAUUUUAACAUGCUGGAUACCGAAAUGCAGCUAGAAGAAACUGGGGGGAGUCGCUACGGAGGAUUUCUAACAGAAGAGUACCUUCUGAAUGGACCCCAAUUUGUGCGAUAUUUAAACCACGUGCAUAAGCUUGUAAACCUGCCAAGGUACUACCUUCAGAGAUUCAGAGAUGGUGCCGAUCAGGGUGAUAAAAUUGGGGUAACCGAAAGGGGUGAAGAAGGAAGGGACGUGUUGAAAGAGCACAUGUCGUACCUCCCACUUUCUCUCCUAAACGAACUGAUCAGCAAAAGAAAAAUAAAUAGAGACGAUUUGCACAUUCAGGUGCAGAAGGAGGAGGGUUCCGAUUUGUUCAGGUGCACCAUGACACAAUGCUACAUGGACGGAAGGACUUCCACUUAUUGUGGUUCCUCCAGGAGGAAGAAGAUUGCCAUGCACCUCGCCUCGCAUGACUAUUUGGAAAGCGAAUUCCCCGCAUGUAUGCGCUUUGUUGAUUCGGGCCUCCUGAGGAAGAUCAUCCAAGGGGGGAAGCAACAAACAGGGGUCACCCCAGAUGGCAAUUUGAAAGAAGAAAGAGAGUCACCAAUGGAGAGGAAGAAUGGAACAAUGCCAGGGGAAGCCCAACGUGGGGAUGAGUCGUCUGGAAAAGAACAACUAAACAACCACCCCGUGGAAGAAGAACCUAGCAAAACGGAACUCCUCUUGAAAGCCUUUUACGUGAAAAAUUGUGGAGGGGAAAAAAAUUGCCUGGACGAAAUGAACAGAUGCGAGAACUACCUCCAGGGGGUCCACUGGCUAGUUCAGAUGUACACACAAACGUGUUGCCUGAAUUUUAACUUUUUCUACAAGUACGCCGCGAGUCCCUCUCUGCUCAGUUUGUACUACUUCCUAUCCGGAGGGGGCAUCCAACCUGAGAAGCACCUCCAACCUGAGAAGCAAAUCCAACCUGAGAAGCGCAUCCAAAGUGAGAAGCACCUCCAACCUGAGAAGCACCUCCAACCUGAGAAGCGCAUCCAAAGUGAGAAGCACCUCCAACCUGAGAAGCACCUCCAACCUGAGAAGCACCUCCAACCUGAGAAGCGCAUCCAAGCUGACAAACACACCGACAUAGAAGCUGCCACUCGUGGGGACGGAGAGACGAAUAUCCUGCAGAACAUCAACCUGAACGUGUUCAGAAACAACCAGGAGUAUCACAGCUUUAUAAAUUUCUGCGUGGGGUGGUACGCGAGGGGGGUUGUCAAAGAGGGACAGGGAGGAAAAGAAGAAGCCCCCCGUGAAGUGCCCCAAAGGGCCUACUUCAAAAAUAUAUAUGACAUCCUUUUCUGCAGAAAUGCAAAUAUCGUCAUGAGUCGAAUCAAAAAAUUGAACCAACAGUUAGAAGACAACCUCCACAGGCCAAAACAAUUUGUGAAGUACUACUGGGAUGUGUAUGCAAGUAGGCUGAAAAAAUUCUGUAGAGUCAUUUUCUACAGAGGGAAAAAAAUAUAUCUUUCGAAGUUUCCUCUCUUCCGGAUGGCAUUCCGGAAUGAGGACUCGUGCAAAGGGACAGGUGCGCAUGAGGACGAAACACUUUCACCCUCAUCUUCACCGUCACGUCGGUUCAACAUUCCCAGUCGUAUGGGCAGGACGCGUAUCAACAGCUGCAAUGUGAAAACGGAAGAUCGUUCCUUUCUUUAUGAUGGCGUGAACCAUGCGAGGAGAACACAAAAAAGGGGCUUUCCUACGAGGGCUAUGGGCACGUACCCAGCUGAGGUAGACCCCUCUGUUAGAGGCUCCCCCAGGAAGGUAACACGAGUUAUCCAUGUCAAACGAGCGAGGCGGACGAAUGUUGUUUUCCGUUAG
This is a messenger RNA of Plasmodium inui San Antonio 1, 3018 nucleotides long. RefSeq lists its product as hypothetical. Bases 1 to 3018 code for a protein of 1005 amino acids. Lineage: Eukaryota; Apicomplexa; Aconoidasida; Haemosporida; Plasmodiidae. The transcript has a single exon. The record is from RefSeq and is a predicted model, not a curated record. Gene Ontology annotation, molecular function: RNA binding; 5'-3' RNA exonuclease activity. Gene Ontology annotation, biological process: nuclear-transcribed mRNA catabolic process. Gene Ontology annotation, cellular component: nucleus.